AUGGGGAACAAGUUUGCAUGUGCACACGUGGAUAUAAAAUGUGUGUGUUUAAGUGGUUGGUUUGGCGAGGAAGAUCAUUGUCAGAUAAAGGACAAUUUAACCACUGUACGUGAAUGCGACAAAGGAUGGUUUGGGGAAUGGUGUCAGGAUCAGUGUCUUAAUGAUACAAUGUGCCGAUCAAACGAGUUUUGCACCUUUCGUAAUACCGGUUUAGUUUCAACAAGUGGUCAUCAAUGCCGUUGUGCUCCUGGAUGGUUUGGUAGAAAUUGUACUAUUGACAAAGAUGAGUGCAGAACACACCCAUGUCCAAAAACUGCAACAUGCAUUAACACACCGGGUUCGUUUGAUUGUCACUGCCUUUCUGCUUGGAAGGGAGUUAACUGUAAUAUUGAUGUGGACGAAUGUUUGACAAAUCCUUGUAAACAUUCAUCAAAUUGCACGAAUACACCAGGGAGUUACAACUGCACAUGCGCAGAAGGAUGGACGGGAGAUAACUGUGAAGAAGAUAUUGACGAGUGCUCACUGACUCCAUGCAAUGGUUCUACCAACUGCGAAAACGUCCCUGGAUCUUAUACAUGUUCAGAAAUUACCGACACCGGAAGCGUGUAUGUUGUCAUUGGAUCUGUUGUAGGCUCAGUGUUGAUGCUGGGGUGCCUCAUCGUUGUUCUUAUUGUUAUCAAAAGGAAGUGUAAACGUAGUGCUUUAGUAGACAGUGAACAUCAUGCAGGUGACCAAACAUAACAAUAGCAGAAACAGAGUAACAGUGACAACAGAAAAUAGAAGGAAAAUAAAAACAUUACGUGUACAGUUGUCAGCUGAAAUCAAAUCAAUGGACUGUCGUAUUUUAAUUUUUUACCUUUAUAAUGAACUGGACAAUAUCAAUAUUCCCACUGAUGUGUGAUAUAUUUGAAAAAAAACACUAUGUCUUAAAUUGUUAUUGUAAUUUAUUGUAUCCUGUUGAAUUUGCAAUCGUCUUGAUUAGCUUCAAGUGAUACACUUUUGCUGGGUAGAUUUUCUGCGGAUUGUCUUUACGAAAUAUAUAUGCAUAAACUGUACAUUCUG
Molecule: messenger RNA, 1062 nt
Organism: Ruditapes philippinarum (Manila clam)
Lineage: Eukaryota; Metazoa; Mollusca; Bivalvia; Venerida; Veneridae
Product: protein crumbs homolog 1-like
Exons: 6
Coding region: 1-741 (246 amino acids)
Molecular function (GO): calcium ion binding
Source: RefSeq, a predicted model, not a curated record